AUGCGGCCCGGCCCUUUCGCCGCGGGAAGACUGAAAAUACCUCCAGCAGCGAAGCCUUUCAAACCGAGCGAGGUGGAGGAACCCUCUGCAACUGUUGUCGAAACGGAUAAGGCCGACAUUGAGGAACACAAACAACCAACUAGCCAGACAACCGACCAUGAUGAGAACAUAAAGGAGGCCGAGGUUAGAGUGGCACCUACGGAUCAAGAGGUCCAAGAACAAGACGUGGUAGCAGAGUCGAACCGAAUCCUAUCUCGAAUAGCGAUGUGGGACCAACAAGAACAAGCCGUGCCGGAAUCUACGCCUGUGCCGGCAGACGAUCUCGCACCGUCAGAACACAUCCAUGUUAUGGGACUUGACCCUGUUGGCCGCUACAUCACGCAUAUUUUGGCCAGCUGCGACCACAUCCCUCCGGUGCGCUAUGUGAUGCACACCCCUGGUGUACACAAUGUUUUCAAGCAGAAUGAUCGAAAGUUGACGCUUUACCGUGGCGAUCAGAUGAUCACCACCAAUCGGAUUAUCGCUGUGAAUUUCAACCAAGGCGGCGAUUAUACGAGUCCGAAGCAAUAUGCGCUACCAAGCCUCAUCAGUAAUCUGAUAAUCACCACUCCAGCCGCUGACAUUGUUCGGAUUUUGGAGCCGAUCAAGCACAGGCUCGAUCACAGGUCCACCAUUGUCCUGAUUAAUGAUGGCUUGGGUGUCGUCGAGGACCUCAUCAAGACGUAUUAUCCUUCGUCCAUUACUCGCCCAACCUUUAUUCUUGGACAAUUCACUGGAAAGUUGGGCUAUACGGGCGAGCAAUUCUCGGUGGAGGAAGUCGAGCUGGGCAGACUUCGCAUGUCAAUUUACCCCCAGCAGAUUCAGCAGUCUGGUGUUCGCAUCGUUCGCCACCCGCCGAUCGAGCACACGUUGAAGCCAACGCGCCUCCUGAGGACACUGACUGCGAUACCCGACUUGCGGGCGGCAGGUUUCCCCAUGGAUGACUUCUUCAAGAAGGCGUUGCCAACCAUUGUCUUUCGAUCCAUUGUGGACCCUCUGACGGUUGUUCUCGACAGCACCUACGAUAAGCUGCCGAAGAAUGCGUACGCGAGGCUGGUCAUGGACCAGCUUCUUAGUGAGCUCUGUGGGGUAAUCUCCAGACUCCCAGAGGUCAGAGACUCUCCAGACUUCUCUCGGUUGACUGUCAUACAGAGGUUGAGGAAGGAGAUUUAUCACAAGCUGGUGAGACAGCAGACUUCCAGCUCGAGGAUGCGGUCGAAUGUGGCUCGGGGCUGGGCUACCGAUAUCGAUUACCAGACAGGCUACUUUGUCGAGCGUGGUCGGCAGCUGGGGUUGCGGGUCGAGAAUCUCAACUCGCUCAUUGCCGAGGUCAAGGCCAAGCAAAAGAUCCAGAUGGACAGGCAGAACAUGCAGAUACCUUUCCAACUGUGA
Molecule: messenger RNA, 1431 nt
Organism: Podospora bellae-mahoneyi
Lineage: Eukaryota; Fungi; Ascomycota; Sordariomycetes; Sordariales; Podosporaceae
Exons: 1
Coding region: 1-1431 (476 amino acids)
Cellular component (GO): cytoplasm; mitochondrion
Molecular function (GO): NADP binding; 2-dehydropantoate 2-reductase activity
Source: RefSeq, a predicted model, not a curated record